Molecule: messenger RNA, 732 nt
Organism: Cladocopium goreaui
Lineage: Eukaryota; Dinophyceae; Suessiales; Symbiodiniaceae
Source: the annotation of a GenBank genome assembly
AUGGAACCAGAAAUAGGCCGUUGCCGCAUUUGCUGGGACUCGGAGAACGCCUGUGACUUCUUUCAGCCAUGCCUUUGCAGGGGCACGCAGCUAUGGGUGCACAAAUCCUGCUUUCAACAUUGGAUUUGUGUAGCUCCGGGCUCUGCAGCGCUCUUUUGUCCCACCUGUGGAUAUAGGUAUCGGCGAGGCAUUGAGAGCUCCUGGAAGGUCUUAGAAGUCGCGGGGAAGGAGUGUGUCCGCUGGCUGGCGCUGAUCACCUACUUCGCCGUGAGUCGGGCCAGUGCCAGGAUCAUCUACAAGCAUUUGCUGUCCGGCGCCCAUGAUGGAAGGCCCUUUUCAUUCAACCUCUUUUGGCCGGCAGUUUUCCUGAUGCAUACUGAGCCUCAACCAGAAUGGAUGUUGCUGGCAGAUGCAUUGAUCUCUGCCUGCAGUGUAGCUCUGAAGCGCCUGGCCAGGAGCUGGCAGUGGCGCCUGCCACUGUUGUUCCCUCCGCCGGUGCAGAUUCCAUCCUCCUGUCAUGAAUUCCUCAUGCAGCUUCUGUGCGCAUCCACUUUGAGACUCAGCGAGAUUCUCUUGAUCAUCAAGGGUCAUCGAGGAAGUGCCGAAAGGCUGCGGAGUUUCUUUGAUUUCACAGUGAACUUUUUCGCGAUCUUCUAUCUACAUCGGGAGUUGGUCAGGAGCUUCAAGGUCUGCGUGAGAGACAGUACAAAGGUGUUGUCCUUCAAGUCCUGA